AUGAGCGGCGCCCUACAGAGCCUGUCUUACUUCUUCCGCCUGCCAUUCCACAUCCAAUGGCGCACAUUUCUUGUACACCUCCCCCGAUUUGUUCCGCUAUCAAUCCUGCAUCUUACCUCACCAGAGGGACCGCAGCCCUUCAUCGUAGCCCUCCCGAGCCGCAAGAACAACACGAUCCCACUAUAUGUCUUUGUGCCGCCUGCACCCGUGCCGCUCGAGCGUGAAGAGGGCGUCAGAAUACCGGUCGAGAAUGGCGAGUGGAAGGUCCCGGUCGUGCUCGACUUUCACGGAGGCGGCUUUAUCAUGGGCAGCCCACUCGAGCAGGCUCCCUACGCGGCCAUGAUGGCGCGCGAGCUCGGUGCCGUGGUCAUCAGCGUGUCAUAUCGCAUCGGCCCGUUCCACCAAUUCCCAGCCGCCAUUCACGACGCGGAGGACGUACUCAGUGCGAUAUUGGACACCGACCAAGUAUCCAAGGCCAGCAAAGUGCUGCGGAACGAGAUCCAGCGAUACUUUGGCAUGACGAUUGAAGAGGUCAAGAAGAAGAAGAAAAAUAAGAAAAAGAAGAAGAAUGCACACGCCCUCAACGACAUCCAGAAAAUCACGCUCGACCCGUCGCGUCUCGCCAUCUCGGGCUUCUCGGCUGGAGGAAACAUUGCACUCAACAUGGCAAUCUGGGUUCCGCCUUGUCCGCAGCUUUUCAGCUCCCCAGCUACCGCCUCAGGCACCGGAGCACAAACUCCCGACAUUUCGCGAAGGCCGUCGCCAGCCGACACCUUUUCGCCGCUGCUACCACCCGUGCGCGCGCCUACUGUGCUCGACGACAUCUGCCAGCCGUGGCCAUCCAUGCUCCCGCCAGAGAAAGCACAGCCCCGGCUGCUACCACUGUUGCUCUUCUACCCCUCCCUCGACGCACGUCUGCUCCCCCACGAACGCCCGAUGAAAGACAUGCCGAGCGCCCUCAACCCCGACGACAAGAAACCACAGCAAACGCGGAUGCCAGGUCUCUUCUCCAUCAUGGGCCCAACGUACCUCCCCAAGAAGCUCCGCGCCCACCCGCGCGCAAGCCCCGGCCUUGUGGACCCGAAAAAUGUCCAAAAAAACGCCGCAAUCCUGCUAGUGCUCCCCGAGAAGGACACCCUCGCCGUGCAGAGCGACGUCUGGGUCGACAAAAUGAAUGGCAGCGGGUGGAAUGGUCCCGUGCGAUUCGGAGACGGCCGCGAUAAUGAUUGGAACGGACGCGAGGGCAAUGUGGGCGCUACGCCAAGCGGCACGAAUGGCGGGAUGGAAGUCUGGCACGCGCCUAAGUGCAGGCACGGAUGGACGCAGUUCCCAGUAGCGAUCCUCGGUAAGCACGAGAAGGAGGAAAGGAGGAAAGUGUUCGAGAGGACUCUAGACUUUGUCAAAGCGAACUGGAAGAAGACAUUGCCGACUGAGCAGCUGGGCAACAUGAAUCAAGAGUUGAGGCCCCUCGAUAUUCCUCCUGUGCAGGCAGACGAGGGGGCUUCUUCCGGGGCCGGCGCGGCCUCGUCAUCAUGA
Paraphaeosphaeria sporulosa is the source of this 1536-nucleotide messenger RNA. RefSeq names its product alpha/beta-hydrolase. The transcript has 2 exons. The record is from RefSeq and is a predicted model, not a curated record. Lineage: Eukaryota; Fungi; Ascomycota; Dothideomycetes; Pleosporales; Didymosphaeriaceae. Bases 1 to 1536 code for a protein of 511 amino acids. Gene Ontology annotation, molecular function: hydrolase activity.